AGUUUGGCUGCCGCCAUCUUGUAGCGAGAGGGGGUUUAAACCCGGGGGAAAACAGGAAAGGGGACAGAAAUAAUUUAGACGUAAUUCCAUCGUUUGUAGAUGAUUAAAGUACAGUAGUCAUGUUUUCGCACAAGUACUUGAUCAAUUAAAUGUAUAGUAGUGGUGAGAGAUAUCCGCAAGGAAAGAGGAUCGGAGGAGUCUUCCGCAGCCGAAGUUUUUUGUUUUGUUUAUGUUAUUCAAUCCGGACAUGGACUCUUCUGAUCUAGAUAUACCAGAUGCCAUGGGAAUGGAGGCAGGUGGGACGUCGGCAAACGCUGGAGCUGUUGUGCCGAAAGGAACCAACAAACGACGGGCAGUGCCAGACUUUGACGAUGACGACGACGAUGGAAGCAAGCUGUUUAGGUGUGAUGAUGAAACGGGGGGUUCUAAUGACAAGGAGCGCUUUGCCAGGGAGAACCACAGUGAGAUCGAGAGGCGAAGGAGGAACAAGAUGACCGCUUACAUCACGGAGCUGUCAGACAUGGUGCCCACCUGCAGCGCGUUGGCACGGAAACCGGACAAGCUGACCAUCCUGCGCAUGGCCGUGUCUCACAUGAACUCUCUGCGGGGAAGCGGCAACACUAACGCAGACGGGACGUACAAGCCCUCCUUCCUCACCGACCAGGAGCUGAAGCACCUGAUCCUGGAGGCGGCUGAUGGCUUCCUGUUUGUGGUGUCAUGUGACAGUGGGCGGGUGGUGUACGUGUCGGACUCCGUCACCCCAGUUCUCAACCAGUCCCAGUCUGACUGGCUGGGCUCCUCCCUGUACGACCAGCUCCACCCGGACGACACGGACAAGCUCCGCGAGCAGCUGUCCACGUCUGACAACAACAAUACAGGGAGGAUGCUGGACCUGAAGACAGGAACAAUAAAGAAGGAGGGGCAGCAGUCCUCCGUCAAGAUGUGUGCUGGAGCCCGUCGUUCAUUCAUCUGCAGAAUGAGGUGUGGCUCGUGUCCUGUGGAGCCCAUGAGCAUGAACAGACUGGGCAUCCUUCGAAACAGGAACAGGAACGGUCUGGGCCCUACCAAGGAGGGGGAGUCCCAGUAUGUCGUGGUCCACUGCACCGGCUACAUCCGCUCCUGGCCCCCUGCAGGAGUGAAUUUAACAGAUGAGGAGGCGGACAACAACCAGGGUAGUCGCUACUGCCUGGUCGCCAUUGGCAGACUGCAGGUGACCUGUUGCCCGGGAGACUCCGACAUGAACAGCAUCAGUGUUCCGGUGGAGUUCAUCUCACGCCACAACUGCCAGGGCAUCUUCACCUUCGUAGACCACCGCUGUUUGGCCACCGUGGGCUACCAGCCCCAGGACCUGCUGGGGAAAAGUAUUCUGGAUCUGGCCCAUCAUGAGGAUCAGGGCUUACUAAGAGACAGCUUCCAGCAGGUUGUGAAGCUGAAAGGUCAGGUUCUGUCUGUGAUGUUCCGGUUCCGCUCAAAGUCCCGGGAGUGGAUCUUGAUGAGAACCAGCUCCUUCACCUUCCAGAACCCCUUCUCAGAGGAGAUCGAGUACAUCAUCUGCACCAACGCCAACAUCAAAACCUCAUCUCAGGAUCCCCUCACCCCUCUCUCCUCCCCUGGGGGGCCCCUGGCCCCCUCCCUGGGGCAGAGCAGCCCUAACUGCCCCCCCCUGGCUCUCAGCCCGGGGCAGGUAGCAGCAAGGCAGCUUCAGCAGCAGCAGGCGGAGCUGGAGGGCGGAGGAGGGUACGAGGCAGGCCAGAUCACCCUCCCACAGUUGGCCGUCCAGGCGGUGACAGCAGCAGGCCCAGAGCACAGUAAGGCCCUGGGGAAGCCUGAGAUCUACCCCUCCAUGUACCCCAGCCCGGACCAGGCCAAGGGGCUGCCCCCACCCUCCAUGUACCCCAGCCCGGACCAGGCCAAGGGGCUGCCCCCCCCCUCCGCCUCCUCAGCGGGGCAGAUCUUCCCCCAGGGGAACGGUUAUACCCCAGCACGCCCCAGCGACACCUACAGACCCGUGGGUCUGGCUGCUCAGGUAGCUUCUCCUUCCCAAUCAGCUGGUCAGAUUCUGGCUCAGAUGUCUCGGCAAAACGCCGGCCCCUCCUCCUGCCCUCCCAGCACCAGCAGCCCGCUCCAGGGGGGGGUGUGGCCUGCCACAGGUGGUGUGUCUGGGGUUAGGUUGCCGUUCAACAACCAGCAGGGGGCGCCGCAAGCAGGGAAGACGCUUUCCCCUCAGUUCCCGAUGGGAGGCUUCGGAGGCUCCUCCUCCUCGUUUGUCCAGAUGCCCACGGGCGUGUCCCCCACCGCCCCCAGCGGAGCCAGCUACGCUUCCGUCAAUGCCCGGGGCAACCUCAACGGCUAUGAUGGGAGUCAGUCCGGCGCGCAGUUCCCCUCCAGGGCAGCGGAGGCAGUGUGGCCCCAGUGGCAGGGUCGGCAGCACUCCCAGAGCAACGCAGAGCAGCAUCCUCACGCUCAGAACAACCAGUCAGACAUGUUCCCUGACGUGCUGUCUAUGCUUGAUCAGUCUGCUAACUUCAACAACGAGGAUUUUGAAAUCCCCAUCUAUCCUCCUUUCAACGAGUGAUUCAGCCAACUUUUCAAACCUACAUACCUCUCUAUCUCUGUCUGUCUCUCUUUUUCACGCUUAGCUUUUUGGCUUAAGCUACUUAUAUGAACUCUACCUGCCCCCUGAAGUAGCACUCUAACCCCUCUGUCUACAAGUUGCUAGGCUGCAGUGUCUGCAAUUUGCAAGGCUGCACUGUCUGCAAGUUGCUAGGCUGCACUGUCUGCAAGUUGCUAGGCUGCACUGUCUGCAAGUUGCUAGGCUGCACUGUCUGCAAGUUGCUAGGCUGCACUGUCUGCAAGUUGCUAGGCUGCACUGUCUGCAAGUUGCUAGGCUGCACUGUCUGCAAGUUGCUAGGCUGCACUGUCUACAAGUUGCUAAGCUGCACUGUCUACAAGUUGCUAAGCUGCACUGUCUGCAAGGCAGGGACAGCUGGAGGAACUGGUAAGCUGGUGUCUGUCGGUGGAGGAGUGGACAGCGACAGGAUCAGUGACGUGAACAGGAAACCCACAGCGGACACUGCAGAUGAACUUUUUUUUUUAUCGUAAGAUUCGGCGAUCACACAAUCACACAAGCGGCCAGACACUACGGCAAUGCCAGGAACACUCACAUCCAGGAAGAUGUAAACCUUGAUGCACACGUACAGCCUUGCAGUGAUGAAAGUCUCUGAUUCCCCCUCCCUCCCCAGCCCCGUGUUUUCUCAGGUUUUAGAGCUUUUCACUCCAUGUCCCCUCCCAGCCAUGUAGAUGUCUCCCUGCCGUCCCCUUGUCCCUACUCAGGCAACCUAGGGGCAGGUGAGCUCCUCUGAUGUGUCCUCACAGACACGUUCUAGCUGGAGGAAAACCACAGUUCUUCUAUGCAUGUGUCACACACCCAGCCCCCUACACCCAGCACCCUACACCCAGCACCCUACACCCAGCCCCCUACACCCAGCACCCUACACCCAGCACCCUACACCCAGCACCCUACACCCAGCCCCCUGCACCCUACACCCAGCACCCUACACCCAGCCCCCUACACCCAGCACCCUACACCCAGCCCCCUACACCCAGCCCCCUACACCCAGCCCCCUACACCCAGCCCCCUACACCCAGCACCCUACACCCAGCACCCUACACCCAGCCCCCUACACCCAGCCCCCUACACCCAGCCCCCUACACCCAGCACCCUACACCCAGCACCCUACACCCAGCCCCCUACACCCAGCCCCCUACACCCAGCACCCUACACCCAGCCCCCUACACCCAGCCCCCUACACCCAGCACCCUACACCCAGCCCCCUACACCCAGCACCCUACACCCAGCACCCUACACCCAGCCCCCUACACCCAGCCCCCUACACCCAGCACCCUACACCCAGCCCCCUACACCCAGCACCCUACACCCAGCCCCCUACACCCAGCCCCCUACACCCAGCACCCUACACCCAGCCCCCUACACCCAGCACCCUACACCCACACUACAGGGGCGACACAGAGUUUGGGUUAUUAUUAUGUUUUAGAGGGGGAAGUCUCCAGUUUCCUGUAUUGAUAUGUUGAUAUAGUGUGUAUAUGUAUAUAUAUAUAUACACACUAUAUCAUGUCAGUGUUGAUAUGCUGUGUAUGUCAAAUGGAUUAAGGGUCGUAUACGAUAUGUAUUUCAUGCUAAAUGCUCAACAAUCAUGACUUUCCCCGUUAGCUCUGGUUCCAUCCACAGCUUCCUCUUCUCUCUCACUUUGCCUACUGUGGGAUUGGUUGCUACUUGAGUAAAAAAAAAAAAAAAAAAAAAACGAAAGAAAUACGUUUUUUUUGGUAAAUGAAAUUGAGAAAGAAUUCGUAGAAGCAAUAAUUAACAAGCAGGAAUUGCGAACUUUAAAAAGCCAUUCUUUAUUGUCCUUUUAAAUGUUUUUUAUCUUGAUUAAUUUCGUUUUGACAUGGAAAGACACUGUAGUUAUGAUUGAAUAAUUGAUUAAUUGUUUGAAAUUUUCCCAUAUGUAUUUUUUUAUUAUCUUUUAAUUGGCUCCUCCCAUUUUAGCUCUCUUAUAUGUUAUUGAAGGUUGGUAUUAUCUGCACUGUUUUAGUGUAGUUUUUAUCAGGGAUUUUAGUAAUAAUUUAACUAUAACACACAUGAAAAUAUCUACAUGACAAAGUGAAGCUCAUUCCACCCAAUAUUGAUUUUGAAGCGUCUGAUGUUGCCCUGUCAAGAUUGAUGCCCUAUUAAUUGGACUUGGAAAAAUCAGUUGCAGUAUUCUUUGGUUCUGUCAUCUGUCAGUGUGUCCCUAACCCCUGAUAGGGGGGUGGAGUUUUAGUAGACUGAAAGAGAAAUUUUUCUGAUAUGCAUACCUUUUGUGUGUGUGUUUUACAUUUUUACCCUUUUAGUAAAGUAUGUCUGAUCAUGUAAGCAUGCCUGUGUGGGUAACUGCCUUGCGCGCACACAUGCCGAAAUAUUUAUGUAAAUUGUAUGUAAGACCUGUCGAUAGUUUAGCGGUUUUCAUUUGAAAAGGGCGGUAUGUUCGUGUUGUUUGUUCUUGUUUUAAACCACUUUGGCUUUAUGGUGUCCAGGUUUUUACAAUGAUGUGAACUGCAGUUUAUAUCACUCAUAGAUACACAAAUAUAUAAAUAUAUAUGUAUAUGAAAUGUUAAACAAGAGUAAGGCAAAGAAAUGUUUUGUUUUUUUGUAUUAAAUUGUUAUAUUGUUGAAAAA
This is a messenger RNA of Osmerus eperlanus (European smelt), 5236 nucleotides long. Its product is annotated as aryl hydrocarbon receptor nuclear translocator-like. Gene Ontology annotation, cellular component: transcription regulator complex; aryl hydrocarbon receptor complex; nucleus. NCBI's taxonomy places the organism in Eukaryota, Metazoa, Chordata, Actinopteri, Osmeriformes, Osmeridae. The record is from RefSeq and is a predicted model, not a curated record. Gene Ontology annotation, biological process: regulation of transcription by RNA polymerase II. Gene Ontology annotation, molecular function: RNA polymerase II cis-regulatory region sequence-specific DNA binding; protein dimerization activity; DNA-binding transcription factor activity, RNA polymerase II-specific.